CGAGCGCCUGAUUCCCGCCGCAGCCGCCCGGCCAGGAGCCCCCCGCCACGAGCAUGGCCUGGAACACCAACCUCCGCUGGCGGCUGCCGCUCACGUGCCUGCUGCUGCAGGCGGCCAUGGUGGUCCUCUUCGGCGUGUUCGUGCGCUACGACCAGGAUUCCGACGCCCACUGGAUGGAGAAGAAGGGAAGCCGGAACGUCUCCGGCGGCGACAUGGACAAUGAAUUCUACUACCGCUACCCCAGCUUCCAGGACGUGCACGUGAUGAUCUUCGUGGGCUUCGGCUUCCUCAUGACCUUCCUGAAGCGCUAUGGCUACAGCUCCGUGGCCUUCAACUUCCUGCUGGCGGCCUUCGGCAUCCAGUGGGCAGUGCUGAUGCAGGGCUGGUUUCACUCCUUCCACAACGGCUACAUUCUCGUGGGCGUGGAGAACCUCAUCAACGCCGACUUCUGCGUGGGCUCCGUCUGUGUGGCCUUUGGGGCGAUUCUGGGCAAGGUCAGCCCCAUCCAGUUGCUCAUCAUGACUCUCUUCCAAGUGACCCUCUUCUCCGUGAACGAGUUCAUCCUCCUCAGCCUGCUGAAGGUGAAGGACGCAGGGGGCUCCAUGACCAUCCACACAUUCGGGGCCUACUUUGGACUCACGGUGACCUGGAUCCUCUACCGACCCAACCUGUCUCAGAGCAAGGAGAGGAACGGUCCUGUGUACCACUCGGACCUCUUUGCCAUGAUCGGCACCCUUUUCCUGUGGAUGUACUGGCCCAGCUUCAACUCGGCUGUGUCCGACCACGGAGACGCCCAGCACCGCGCGGCCAUCAACACCUACUGCUCCCUGGCAGCCUGUGUGCUGACUGCAGUGGCGCUGUCCAGCGCCCUGCACAAGAAGGGCAAGCUGGACAUGGUGCACAUCCAGAACGCCACGCUGGCCGGCGGGGUGGCCGUGGGCACCGCCGCGGAGAUGAUGCUCAUGCCUUACGGCUCCCUCAUCGUCGGCUUCAUCUGCGGCAUCGUCUCCACCCUGGGCUUUGUGUACCUGACGCCGUUCCUGGAGUCCCACCUGCGGAUCCAGGACACGUGCGGCAUCCACAACCUGCACGGGAUGCCUGGCAUCAUAGGCGGCAUUGUGGGUGCCGUGACAGCGGCCUGCGCCACCACAUCCGUGUACGGACAGGAAGGGCUGGCCCAUGCCUUUGACAUUGAAGGUUCUAACUGGUCCGCAAGCACUCAAGGCGGUUUCCAGGCCGCAGGCAUCUUCGUGUCCCUGGCCAUGGCCCUGGGGGGCGGUGUCAUUGUGGGAUGCAUUUUGAAAUUGCCCAUCUGGGGACAACCCUCUGAAGAGAACUGCUUUGAAGAUGCCGUGUACUGGGAGGUGCCCGAGGAACAUAAGAACGAAGCCUUACAUCCUGAGGACUCUACCCUCAAGCCCUCAGAACCUUAAGCUCCCAGAGCGGGCGAGAGACAGGCUCCACCGACUGCUUUGGUGUUCUAGAAGGAGCCGGUGCUGGCCAGGCUGGGCACACAAGGACAAGGGGAGCAGUACCGGCCUGCUGGCCUGGCCCAGGGGGCCACCACCCUGCCCUCCCCCUUCAUCCCAGGGGGCCUGCCUGAGACCGGAGAAGGAGGAACUGAAGAUGAAGUGGGUGUUCAAGCCACUUCAGCUGCAGGAGGCCUGCCGCCGGGGGUCUUCGUGGCCUCAUCCUAAGAAGAGGAGGCCGGAGGGGGUGCUGGGCCUGGAGGCAGACCCCAGCUCUCCUGUGUGACCACUUGGCGGCCAGCCGCCCGCUGCCGGGCUCUCGGCCUGCACGCCCCAGGCCCC
Messenger RNA from Artibeus jamaicensis (Jamaican fruit-eating bat), 1811 nucleotides. It is a transcript of the gene RHCG, whose product is annotated as Rh family C glycoprotein. NCBI's taxonomy places the organism in Eukaryota, Metazoa, Chordata, Mammalia, Chiroptera, Phyllostomidae. Gene Ontology annotation, molecular function: ammonium channel activity. Gene Ontology annotation, cellular component: plasma membrane; apical plasma membrane; basolateral plasma membrane. Gene Ontology annotation, biological process: ammonium homeostasis; ammonium transmembrane transport. Bases 54 to 1433 code for a protein of 459 amino acids. The transcript has 11 exons. The record is from RefSeq and is a predicted model, not a curated record.